This is a messenger RNA of Paramecium sonneborni, 2166 nucleotides long. The record is from the annotation of a GenBank genome assembly. NCBI's taxonomy places the organism in Eukaryota, Ciliophora, Oligohymenophorea, Peniculida, Parameciidae.
AUGCUUUCUUAUCGUUAAAAUGAUUCAAAAAAACCCAAAAACUUUAACGUUUCUAAUAAUUUAGAGACUUCUACUAUGUCAAGUAAAUCAAAGAAUUCCUUCAAAGAUAUUAGCGAUUAUAGAAGUAAAAUUUAACUAAAAAGAAGAUCGCACACCGAUAGAUAAAACAGUUAACGUUCAUUAAAAUUAGGAAAGCGCCACUAAAAUUAAAUAAAUGCUAAGCAACUUAGGAUAAUCAGACAAUAAAUCAUCAACUUCAUUAUUCGGAUAAAGUUUGAGAGAAAAAAAAGUAUUAGACACUAAAUCUACAAGAGGAGAUAGUAUUUGUAAUAUUGCAAAUUUAACAUAAGAUUCGAGAAAUGCUUCAACCUCUGGUUAUAUUAAUUAGAUCCCACUAAAUAAAACAUAAAAAACUAAUGAAUCCUUUUCAAAAUAAAACAUUCCUUCCCCAUCAUCGACUAGGGAAAUUAAUGAAAAUAAUGGUAAUUUGUCAAAUCUUUAUUAUAUCUUCUAAAAUAAAUAAUCUGAUCCAUAAAUUAAGCUUAAUAAUUUAACAUUGUCUUAACUAGCCAAAUAGUAAUAAUAAUAGUAAAAAAGAAGUAGCAAUAACACUACUCCUUAAAAGCAUGCAAAUAAUAACAAUAAUAAAAAUAUUUCUUCAACAGAAUACAUCAAUAAAAUUCAAUAAAUUAAAUAAAAAAUAGAUAAUACUGUUUAAAAAAUUGAUAAAUAAUAAAAAUCAAAUAAUUCUUAAUUGAUUAAGAAUAUCUCUUCUUAAAUUAAAAAGAAAUAACAACAGGAAGUUAAUCAACAAGAUAUGAAAGAUGAAAUUUAAGAAAGAGUAGUUAAAUUAUUGUUAGAUAAGGAUUAAUUAUGGAAUCAAAUGAAUGCUUCUUUAGAUAAUAUAAAUUAAGAUUAGUUAAAUUAAUUUUGUUAAUUCAUCUAAUAAUCUUUAAAUUCCCUUUUAGAUCGAAAAAAUGUAUUCAAUUUAACUAUUAUUAGAGCGAAUACUUGUAUAAGAUCGAUAUUCAUAUAAUAGACACUCUUUUAUUAGAAUCAUACACAAUCCUUAUAAUAGCACUUGAGUAUUUAAAAAUUUAGCAAAAUUUCGAUUAAAAUUUAAAGAAUCUUGUUGUUUAUGUUGCUUAAAGUAACUUUUAUAUUCUAUAAACUUUAUUUUCUUGUGUGGAAAAUGUAAUUUUUUAUAAAAUAGUAGGAAAUGGUAAAAUAAAGAAUCGAUAUGAGAUAAUUUUAAUAAAAGAAACCAUAAAACAAAGCCAAAUAAACCUUAUAAAAAAAUAAUUUUAUAAUAAAAUCUAUUUUAGAAUUAAUGUAAGUAAAUUAUCAAUAAUAGGUAUUGACGACACCUGUCACCCAGAGAUAUAUUCUCAUUUAGGAUUUAAUUCGACAAGUUUGGAUGUUUAUUUUAUUUAACAAAAGAAAAUACUUCAUUAAAUAGCGAAAGAAAUUAUCUAGGAUGAAAACAAGAACAAUAUGAAUAGUAAAAAGUAAUCAAGACUUUUUGAUUAAAAAAAAUAAAUAUUUCUUCCUAAAAAACCUUUAAAAGCUUAUACUUUAGUCUUAGAUCUUGAUGAAACUCUUGUACAUUAUCAAGAAGUAUAUGUCAUUUAAAAUUAAGCUUCCAAAUGGUGGAGGAUAAUUUUUAGUUAGACCCUAUGCAGAAGAGUUUUUAGAAAAAUUAUCUAAAUAUUAUGAACUUGUGAUAUUCACAGCAGCUCAACCAGAUUAUGCUAAUUUUAUUAUUGAUAUUAUUGAUAAGCAUAAAGUUGUAAUUGCCAGACUUUACAGAGAGCAUACUCUUUUCAAGAAUAAUAUGUAUAUAAAAGUAAAUAUAAAAUCAUAUUUAGGAUUUAUCAAUUUUGGGUAGAAGUUUGGAAAAAGUGAUUAUAGUUGACAAUAUGCCAGAGAAUUUUCAGUUACAGCCAGAAAAUGGAAUUUACAUUCUUAGUUGGACAGGUGAUCAAAAUGACAGAGCCCUCAAAGAUCUAAUGCCUUUACUAGAACGUAUAAAUUUAUUAAAUUUUAGAAAUCGCAUAAAAAAAAUGCUAAGAUGUUAGAGACGCUUUAAAUCAAUUUAGAGAAUAAAUGAUUUAAAAAGUGUAGUAGGGUAUAAAAAACCCAUAUCAAAAUCUCUCAUUAGUAUGA